Macrosiphum euphorbiae (potato aphid) is the source of this 690-nucleotide messenger RNA. Lineage: Eukaryota; Metazoa; Arthropoda; Insecta; Hemiptera; Aphididae. The record is from the annotation of a GenBank genome assembly.
AUGAGAGUUUAUUUAUGCGGAGGGGACGAUAUUUUUCCAGCAAAGUUGUUGAAAAUUGGAAAUGGUACUUUAGAAAAUGAAAAUGGUUACAUUUCUGUCAAUCACACAAUUGGACGGGUGGUCAAUAACGUGGAAGAGUUGAUUUCUACAGUUUAUCCUUACAUUUUUAAUCUGUCCAAUAAAUCUUAUCAGUGGUUAUGUGAAAGAGCUAUUAUCUCUCCGAGAAAUGUAACAGCAGGAGAAAUCAAUGAUAUCAUCCUUCUAAAAUUCGAUGGACACUCACGUGAAUAUCUGUCUAUUGAUACAGUUACAUCAACAGAUGAUGCUAUUCAUUAUAAACAAGAAUUUCUCAAUUCUCUUUCUCCUUCGGGAUUUCCUCCUCGUAAGCUAAAAUUAAAAAUUGGUGCUCCAAUUACAUUAUUACGUAAUAUUCAACCACCGAACUUAUGUAACGGUACAAGAUUACAAAUAAAAUCGUUGCGAAAUAAUAUUAUAGAAGCAGUAAUUCUUACAGGGCCAGCAAAAGGAGAGAUCGCAUUUAUUCCAAGAAUUCCCAUGAUUCCCUCAGACUUGCCGUUUUCUUUCAAACGGUUUCAAUUCCCGGUUAAAGUUUCUUUUUCCAUUACGAUAAACAAAGCGCAAGGGCAAACAUUCAGGGUUAGGUCGCAACGGAAGCGAACUCGUCGCUAA